Molecule: messenger RNA, 822 nt
Organism: Cladophialophora bantiana CBS 173.52
Lineage: Eukaryota; Fungi; Ascomycota; Eurotiomycetes; Chaetothyriales; Herpotrichiellaceae
Exons: 1
Coding region: 1-822 (273 amino acids)
Biological process (GO): nucleotide metabolic process
Molecular function (GO): ATP:ADP adenylyltransferase activity; ATP binding
Source: RefSeq, a predicted model, not a curated record
AUGGCCUUCCCCUACCUCAAUCUAGACGGAAGAGACACUUACAACGAUGUGGAGUUCGAAUUCCGCGUAUGUCCAGCACUGGCGUCGAAACCGGCCACGGCUGAGGCGACCAACAAUACUGCAUUUGAACAACUUCCUAAAUAUGGACCUGGAAGUGACCUCGUCGACGCCGAUCCGGGCCUUAUUGUGACCAAGAUUCAUGGAACCCAUCUUCUGGUCCUGAACCGGUUCGCUGUCUUUCGGCCGCAAUAUUUGAUCUUGACCCUCGAUUCGUUCAGGCGGCAGACGGAGAACCUUGACGAGACGGACCUCAAAGCGGCAAGUCUUGUUCUUGACCAUCUAAGCCAUGAGCAUUUUAUCAUGUUCAAUUGUGGAAACGAGGCCGGUUGCAGCAGACUGCACAAACACAUGCAGGUUAUCCCUUGCUUGGAUGGCUUCACGCUCUUCCCUGAUGUUGAGGGUCUGGAUCCUGAGAGCGUUCCAUUCAGGUAUUUUAUCCGACGGAUCGAGCCUGGAACGGACGGCGCAUUGGACUCUUUGCUUCCAAUAUACGAGAGGCUGCGCAACGAAGCUUAUGAGGCCUGGCAAGCCUACACUGGCGACACACUGGACUACUUCCCUCACAACAUGAUGCUUACGAAAAGGUGGAUGAUGGUCGUGCCGCGCCGAAGAGUAGCCGCGGCGCAAGGCGCAACUGCCAAUGCCGCAGGCAUGAUGGGUAUGGUUUGGGUCACGAACACACAACAGAUGGAUCGGUGGCAACAACCGGGACCAGCACAGGUUCUGGCUGAGCUUGGUGUACCAACUGGGAAGGGUAUGUGA